Teleopsis dalmanni is the source of this 1530-nucleotide messenger RNA. RefSeq names its product protein kinase 4-like. NCBI's taxonomy places the organism in Eukaryota, Metazoa, Arthropoda, Insecta, Diptera, Diopsidae. The coding region runs from base 93 to 1520 and encodes 475 amino acids. The transcript has 4 exons. The record is from RefSeq and is a predicted model, not a curated record.
AUUCAAUUUAAUUUAUAAAAUACAUUAGAGAAAAUACGAGAAAAAUAUUCGAUCUUAUCAUACCGAUAGUCGAUUAUACGAACUAUGCUAUUAUGGGUAUCACUUGCGCUGUAGCUUGGGAACUUCCAAGUAAACCACCUAGCGAAAUAGUCGAAAAUUUUCGGGAUAAGUUAAACGAUGGCACUUAUGGUCUAACACGACGCAACGAUACUCUACACAAUAACAUCAAGUACGUUGACAACACCAACAAUGAUUUUGCUGUAAAUUCCCCAGCAACAAUGAAAACUCAAAAUCUUUAUCAAAAUUCAUACACAAACCAAAAAUCAGUACCAACUCCCACAGACCCGUAUUACAAUUUCAAUAACAAUUAUAACAAUGGCAAUUCAAGUAGCACGGCUGUUCAGUUGGAAUCCAAUGCGUUGUAUGCAAAUCCUUACGAAACUACAAAAACGGCAGCCGUUAACCAGGCGCUGCAUCCUGCAACCUAUUCGACACACUACCAAGCAUACAAUGUCGGUGACAACUCUGCUAAAUACUCAUUCGAUAAGACUCAAAGUAAAACUUUAUACGGGAAUCGAGCAGAUACACCAACACACUCAAAAUAUUAUAAAACGACAAAUGGCGUCAGUGGCAUUUCCGGGUAUAAGUACGCAGAUAAGCAAAAAUUUACUGAUUGGCAUCGGCAAGGCAAUACUGCGAAAACAACGAACAAUGUUAUAUACGGGUAUAACCAGAGGCAGCAACAGCAAAAACACCAACAACAGCAACACCAGCAACAACAGCAACGACUACAACAAUCGCUGCAAUUGCAAUCUGCAGUAAACACAAAGUAUGAGCAAGGACAUCCGGGUUGGUCCAAGCAUAAUUGGUGGGAAACAAACAAGCAGCGUAUUGAAAGCGAUUGGCGUGAAAAGCAACACAAAUGGGCUAAAUACGAAUCAGUACAACCAGAAAAAUCAACCACUACCAAGUACAAUGCGCCUAUUUAUGCUCCGAUACGCACUGGCAGAAAUCGUAAAGUACUACAAAAUCCGCCCAAGCAUCGUAUUUAUCCUGUAUUCGGCAAAAAACGACGUCGACGACGAGCCCAAAGCCAAAGCUCGGGAGGAAGGGACAGAAAUUUGCUAGAUUUCGAGCUCAAAAUGGAGCGAAUUCAUUUGCAUGAGCAUGUACAAUCGCGUCAGAUAUUGUAUAGAAAAAUUGAAAAACUUUUCCAAGCACACGGUCACAAUGGCACCGCUUGUGUACUGCGGGCACUUUGCGAAACUGGGCAAAGGCACUUUCGCACUGAACCACAAACUUUUAUUAUGGAACUUUUACGAGCAAUUUUCGUAUUACCAAAGGAUAUGCCACCUGCAGUACAGGAACGUAUAACUGGAAAAAAUGUUAAAACAAAAACUAAAGUGAAGCCACACAUUGCGACGCACUACAGUAACGCAUACGGUACGCAGACCAAUUGUGGGGAACUUUUCACCAUGUGUGAACACAGCAUUUGGAGCGAUUUUGAAUUUAAAAUGUGAUAAUUAUUAU